Rotaria sp. Silwood2 is the source of this 580-nucleotide messenger RNA. The record is from the annotation of a GenBank genome assembly. NCBI's taxonomy places the organism in Eukaryota, Metazoa, Rotifera, Eurotatoria, Philodinida, Philodinidae.
AUUAUCAAAUAAUUCAAAUUAAAUUAUUAUCUGGAUCUGAAGUUAAAAUUGUUUGUCGUUCGAAAGAUAUUAAAGAUGAUCAAGAAGUAGCACGUGAUCGCUUUACAAUUGAUUAUUGUUUUAUUACAAAUCCUGAUCAUCCAACCGAUACAAUUGAUAAUAAUGAACCAUGUUGUUUAACUGAUGAUCAUAAAAAUAUUCAUAGUGCACUUAUAUUAGCACAUGAUAAACGACGAAUGUAUACUUGCUGUGAAAUAAAUGAUAAUAAUGUUGAAGUUUAUGCUAAUAAACCACAUCUGGUUAAUUAUAAAACGGAACGUAUAUGGGAAUUUGAUCAUCAAUUAUUCGAAAAUAAAGAUCGUAUAUUUGCAUUUAUAUUAUGUUAUGAUGAAACUUAUCUAAUGGCAGUUACAUUUAAAGGUUUUAAAAUUUUUUCAUUUGGAUCCUAUUUAUGGAAAACAUGUUUAUUACCUGGUGGUGUACGUAAUAUAAUCAGUGGAACGAAACGAUUAACACAUACAACAACGUUUUCACAUGAUAAUCGGCUUGUUUUUGUUUUGCUCUUUUCUUUUGAUUAUGU